Messenger RNA from Cercocebus atys (sooty mangabey), 2739 nucleotides. RefSeq names its product 5'-nucleotidase, cytosolic IB (gene NT5C1B). Bases 1 to 1884 code for a protein of 627 amino acids. Gene Ontology annotation, molecular function: magnesium ion binding; 5'-nucleotidase activity; nucleotide binding. The record is from RefSeq and is a predicted model, not a curated record. Gene Ontology annotation, biological process: adenosine metabolic process; nucleotide metabolic process. Lineage: Eukaryota; Metazoa; Chordata; Mammalia; Primates; Cercopithecidae. Gene Ontology annotation, cellular component: cytoplasm; cytosol. The transcript is spliced from 10 exons.
AUGAGUCAAACAUCUCUCAAACAGAAAAAGAAUGAGCCCGGAAUGAGGUCCUCAAAAGAGAGUCUAGAAGCAGAAAAAAGAAAGGAAUCUGACAAACAAGGAGUUCGUCUGAGCAAUCAGAUGAGGCGUGCAGUCAAUCCGAAUCACUCGCUGAGAUGUUGCCCCUUCCGGGGUCACUCGUCGUGUAGACGCUGCCUUUGUGCAGCUGAGGGAACAGCCCUUGGCCCCUGCCGCACAAUACGUAUUUAUAUUCACAUGUGCCUGUUGUGGGAGCAGGGCCAGCAGAUCACCAUGAUGAGGGUGAGCAGAGAUCGCACUACUGAUUCUGGAGGGGAACCACAGACAAUCUGGGGAUCACAAGAAUCAUCACUGCGCAAGACAGACUCUCGAGGGUACCUUGUGCGCAGUCAAUGGUCUAGAACAUCCCGCAGCCCAUCCACCAAGGCUCCAUCCAUAGAUGAGCCUAGAAGCAGGAACACCAGUGCUAAGCUCCCCAGCAGCUCCACGAGCUCCCGGACUCCAUCCACCUCCCCAAGCCUUCAGGACUCCUCACCGCCGGCACUGUCCGGGCAGCCCUCGCUCCAGCCGCCCGCGUCGCCCCGGCCACCCCGGUCGCAGGACUCACGGCCUCCCACGCCCCCAGAGCCCGAUCCUGGCUCCCGGCGCAACACCAAAAUGCAAGACAAUCCGGAGGCCUGGGCCCAGGGCAUCGUGCGGGAAAUCCGCCAGAGCCGGGACUCGCAGUCGCGGGAAUAUUCGCGCACAUCCCCCACUGAAUGGAAGUCCUCCAGCCAACGCAGGGGGAUCUACCCCGCCCCCAACCAACUGGACCGCGACUGUCUACCUGAGCAGCAGCAGCAGCAGCGGGAGGAUGAGGACGACUACGAGGCUGCCUACUGGGCAUCCAUGAGGUCGUUCUAUGAGAAGAACCCGAGCUCCUCGCGUCCCAGGCCGCCCAAACCCAAGAACGCCAUCACCAUUGCUCUCUCAUCCUGCGCGCUCUUCAACAUGGUGGACGGCAGGAAAAUCUACGAGGAAGAGGGUCUGGAAAAGUACAUGGAGUAUCAGCUCACCAAUGAGAAUGUCAUCCUGACCCCAGGUCCGGCGUUCCGCUUCGUCAAGGCACUACAGUAUGUCAAUGCUAGACUCCGUGAUCUAUAUCCUGAUGAACAGGACUUAUUUGAUAUUGUACUGAUGACUAAUAACCAUGCCCAAGUGGGAGUGCGGCUUAUAAACAGCGUCAAUCACUAUGGCUUACUGAUUGACCGCUUCUGUCUGACCGGCGGAAAAAACCCAAUUGGCUAUUUGAAGGCAUAUCUUACCAACUUGUAUAUUGCUGCAGAUUCUGAAAAAGUGCAAGAGGCAAUACAAGAAGGUAUUGCCUCUGCCACAAUGUUUGAUGGAGCCAAAGACAUGGCUUACUGUGACACCCAGCUCCGUGUAGCCUUUGAUGGGGAUGCUGUCCUCUUCUCUGAUGAGUCUGAACAUUUUACCAAGGAGCAUGGGCUGGACAAAUUCUUCCAGUAUGAUACAUUAUGUGAAAGUAAGCCUCUUGCUCAGGGUCCCCUGAAAGGCUUUCUGGAAGAUUUAGGCAGACUGCAAAAGAAGUUCUAUGCCAAAAAUGAACGGUUACUUUGUCCUAUCAGGACCUACCUGGUUACAGCUAGGAGUGCAGCCAGUUCAGGCGCCCGUGUGCUGAAGACCCUUCGACGCUGGGGUCUAGAGAUAGACGAAGCUCUUUUCCUUGCUGGAGCCCCCAAAAGUCCCAUCUUGGUGAAGAUCCGGCCCCAUAUCUUCUUUGAUGACCACAUGUUCCACAUUGAAGGGGCACAGAAGUUAGGUUCCAUGGCAGCUUAUGGCUUUAAUAAAAAAUUCAGUAGUUAGGGGCAGGGAGGAGAAAUAAAGUGGUAAUAGUCUGGUAUUACAGAAGCCACUUCUUUUGACUCUCUAGGAUUAUUAGAUAGGUAUUUCAGAAAAUUGGACCUUAAAACUUAGCUUCUUUGGAAAGAUUUCCUCUUGAUUUUUUGGAAAACCUUUUGAACCCUCAAGUUACCAUCAAACUACUUCUCUUUGAACUACCAAUACUGUUGAACUUGAAUAUUUGCAUGCUUAAGGGACUGUUUUAGAAGCUUACUUAGUUUCAUGAAGCACUGCUCAUUUUUGGAUGUUUGUAGAUAACAAUGAAUUGUUACCCAUCAGCAUUGUAGAAUAGUGUCUUCAAAGGUAGAAGGAGUAUGGUUAAGUACACUCUUGAAAACUGGACCUUUGUAUUCUGUGACUGCUAUGGCCAGCCCUUUAAACAAAGCAAAAUGAGAAUUUCACUCUACCUGCAUAACAAUUUUGAUACUGCUCAUUUAGAAAUAAAUCAUCUGGUUGUUCCUCCAGGGUACUUUCUAAGAUAAGCCUUAAACAGAAACUCUUAAGAAAGGUUCUCUGAAAAUUACUUGGUGGGUUAAAUGCCUCUGGUCCACAGAGUUUCAUAUUUGAAGUCUCUGGCUUUGGGCCUGGCAGGCUGGCACAUCCAUAUUUGUAUGGAAAAAAAAAAAAAGACCCUACGCUACCACUUCAAAAUGUGACAUGAAGUGUAGAAUCCUGGUCCUUCAUUGUCAUUCUCAUGUGAUUUUUGUUUUGUUUUCAACAAAAAUUGGUUGGUCAUUAAAUAUAUGUUAGGCACAGUGACCUGGUUAUUUUCACAUGUUACUUCAUUUUCUUAUCAAAUUAAAUGUUUGUUACAUAGUA